AUGACGCUGGAAGACGACCAUUGGAAUGUAGUUAGAUUACGUAAAUUACGUAAGGGGAAAGAAAAAGAAGAGGAAGAGGAAGAAGAAGAGGAAGCAUCGAAAUCGGAAAUAUCCUUGGAUAGUUUGCACGAGGGCCCUUUUGCURAGGAGGACGAUGAAGACUUCGAUGCCGAUGUCUUGUCGAACACUAGCAGUGAAGACUCCUCGCAGAUGAAUCGUGUUUACGAUAUGAGAACGCCCGGUGAAUUAAAGGGUGCUGCUAUUGCUGCUGCUGCUACAGCUGCCGAUCAAACCACAGUUCCUGCUAUCUCAGAGUCGUUUGACACCUUGUCUGGCUCAAAGAUUGGUGGAACAGUCUUACCAAGUUUGGAAGGUUCGAGAUUAAAGGAUAGUGUAACUGCGACGUCUAUGAGAAAUGAUUCGAUUUCGCGAAUGGAUGACGUUAUAGAUAAAUGCGAGGGCAAGACAACUAAACUGAGGAUGUGGCAUGUUAUCAUGUUGACGUCGCUAGUUUCUAUGACUUUUUCGUACUUGGCCCUUGAGUAUUCUCUGACUGGUGAUGUAUUUGCAGGCUUCAAAUCGCAACAGUUACUUCGGAAUAAUGAAAGGAAAAUGUUAUACGGUAACAUUGACUUUGUCAAUAAAAACUCUUAUGAUUCAACCGGCAACUCUUUAAGUCAAUGGGCUCCCUCAGGGAAGUACUACGUCGAUUUCGACAACCAUAUAGCGUAUCCAUUAAAGGAUGAUGAGAUAAUGGGGUGGAAAAGAUACAAGGCUGAUCUUGUUAUUCUUUGGUAUACCACAAAGGCCAGAAUGAAAAACGGCUGGCAUAAGAGAAUCGACAAGUUAAACGGGGGGAGAAUGAAGUUACAUGCAGUUCUCAAGAAGGCUCUCACGUCCACCCGAAAAAAUUUGAUGAUAUUUCAUAAUGAACAAAAACACCACUGGCAAAAGCUAUUCACAUUAUGUCGAAAUAAGUAUAACCAAUUUUCUCCACGUCUAACGAAAUUCUUCAGGCAGUCUUUUCGAAAAACGAAGCAAUUCUGGUCAAGAUCCAGAUUGCAACUACGCAAGUUUCGCCUCAAUCCAAUGAAAUCAUUCCAGGUUUUCCGAUUUAAAGUUCGUAACGAUACUAACUGGUCUAUCAAACACUUGAAACAAUUAGGAAUGAAGGUCAAGCAUUCAAAAUUGUAUAAGUCAGUAUCAGAAUGCAAGAAAAAGAGCUACUUCAAAUGCAAACAUUAG
Messenger RNA from Saccharomyces eubayanus, 1245 nucleotides. RefSeq names its product Atg39p (gene ATG39). The coding region runs from base 1 to 1245 and encodes 414 amino acids. The transcript has a single exon. The record is from RefSeq and is a predicted model, not a curated record. Lineage: Eukaryota; Fungi; Ascomycota; Saccharomycetes; Saccharomycetales; Saccharomycetaceae.